Molecule: messenger RNA, 3700 nt
Organism: Tribolium castaneum (red flour beetle)
Lineage: Eukaryota; Metazoa; Arthropoda; Insecta; Coleoptera; Tenebrionidae
Exons: 2
Coding region: 931-2271 (446 amino acids)
Biological process (GO): mRNA stabilization
Molecular function (GO): RNA binding; poly(A) RNA polymerase activity
Source: RefSeq, a predicted model, not a curated record
UACUUGUAACUUAUUCAUGUGCUAAUGGUAGUUAAAUAUGGUUGUAAUCUGUAAAUUCGUUAUCGGUUUAAUUAUCGCAAAUAUAUUCACUGCGCCUACCUAACAACUGGAAUGCUGGAGAUUAUAGUUCCGUUAAUUACGAGAGAUAAUCCGAAUUUGUGAUGCUGCUGUUUUAUUGCUGAAAAGUAGGAAAUGUCUUGCAAGUAAAUGUGUACAAACGGUGGGUACGGUUCAUGAAAUCUCUAAAUAACGACUCGUAGCUCGUUGUGUGUAACUACGGCGAGUUUUGUAGUCAUUUGUCACUGUACCAUGAGUAAUGGUCAAUAGUUUGCCAACAAAGUUGCUUCCCAGGUAUGCCCUGCGAAGAUAAAUCAGAUUCAUGGUCUUGUGCAAUGUUACGUAAAUCUGUAUAUGCUCUAUUUGAAGCAUCCUGUGGAUUCCUUAGCGCCAGAUGUUUAAUAUUUGAGCUUUCGCCAGUUUCGCCAUGUCCUGAGGCCGAACGCAACAGCGUUUUCCCAAUUAGGGUAACAAUUGGCGACGCUUUUCUCUAUUGUUUACCGACCUUGUGCGAUUCUCAGGUGUUACGCGUUUGGAUUCCUUGCACUUGAUUAGAUUUUUAACCUCGAAGUGGACUUGUUGCGUUGCUCCGGAGCAAUAAUGAUGGCGUCCGCUGUGACGUGAACGGCGUGCAUUCCCACAAUCGAUAGCUGUAUUUGGGGCCCGGGGUUCCUUAGACGUAGGCGUCGUUCAUCUGCACCAUUCGCCCACGCCAUCCAUUCAAACCGCCCACGAGAGUACGAUGACGUCACUCGGUUGUGCGGCGCCACCCCUCUCACUCCUUUCGUUAUCCCGGAGUCCUGUUUCCUAGCAACUGGUGAUCUGCAGGAUCGUGCGCCAGGACAAUCGCGGACUCGCCGUCGAAGAGUCAGGAUGACGGCUUCUGUCCCUGCCAUCGAGCAUUCCGCGGCUUCGGCCGUCGAACACGAGAUGGAAGGGUGCAGCACACCAGACGCGUACGGUGACUGCAUGGCAGACGUGAACUACUUCCUUGAAAUGGAAGAGAGGAUGAAGAGUAAUAACAGUAGCGUUGGGGAUGUUAAGAAUAUUGAAUCUCAGCAACGGCUGGCAGUGCUCAGUUUCGAGCAGGUCUGCCGGUUGAACGAUGUGAUGGAUGAGGUGGUGAGCAUCCACGGACGUGGCAACUUCCCGACUCUGGAGGUCCGGCUCAGAGACCUGGUGAACGUGGUGAGGAAGAAGCUGGAGACUGAUACCGCGUCGGGCGGCGCGGGCAUGCGAGUCCGCGAUAUCCGUCUGAACGGUGGCGCAGCUUCGCACGUUUUGGCCACCGAGUCUCAGCCAUAUAACGAUUUGGAUCUCAUCUUCGGAGUCGAUUUGUCCAACGUGCGGAAUUUCGACCGUGUCAAGUCCGCCGUUCUCAGUUCUCUCUAUGAAAUGUUACCUGAUGGCGUCAGCCGCAAACGCAUGUCCACAUGCAGUCUCAAGGAAGCUUACGUAAGCAAGAUGGUGAAAGUGAAUAGUAGUAAUAAUGAUGGUGAUCGCUGGUCCCUCAUCUCUCUCGGUAAUUCCCGCGGUCGUGGCGUCGAAUUGAAAUUCGUCGACAGCAUGCGACGGCAGUUCGAGUUCUCCGUCGAUUCGUUUCAAAUAAUCUUGGACUCUCUUUUGCUCUUCUACGAAUGCAGCGAGCUUCCCAUCAGCGAGAAUUUCUACCCGACGGUCGUCGGCGAAUCCUUCUACGGCGACUUCCAGGAAGCUUUGUACCACUUACACAAGAAGCUGAUCUCAACGAGACACCCCGAGGAAAUACGCGGGGGCGGUCUGCUCAAGUAUUGCAAUUUGCUAGUCAAGAACUACAAACCGGCGAGUCCCGAUUACAUCAAGAGUCUCCAAAAGUACAUGUGCUCGCGGUUUUUCAUCGAUUUCCCCGACAUUAACCAACAGAGGGGGAAACUAGAGAACUACCUUUGGAACCACUUUGUCGAGCCGGAGGAAGAGGCUCUCAAACACCAGUACCUGAUGCUAUUGCACGACGUGGUGGAGGAGUCGACCGUUUGUCUGAUGGGUCACGAACGGCGACAAACCCUCCAGCUGAUAAAGAGUCUGGCUUGGCAGGUCCUCUACCAGGACCAGCAGCGCAUAAUGACCCAGCAGCCGCCGCCCCUGAUGUACGCCAACGGCAUCGUCUACGCUCCCAUCAUCCAGACGAGCUGCUAUUGUACGUGCAACACAUGGAUGUCGUGCUGUUCGUCGUGAUGUGUAUAAGUCUGUGCGAGUCGUCCGAAGCGGAACCACAGCAUCUUAUCUAUCCGUCUAGAUUCGGUAGCUGUUGGUAAAGACUCUUUAUUAGACUUUAGUCAUUUUGUUUACACCUCGUACAGACAAAUUACUACUGACUGAGGUUUCCAUUUUUGGAGCCCGUAUGAACUCUCUGAACGCAGGCUUCACGUGUCGUCUCUUUGACUACGAAACCAUUCCGAAAUUUUACACAGAAGGCUAUUUGUUGAUUUCGUUUGCAACAUGAGGCUGAAAGUUCUUAACAAAACAUGUUGACGCAUCAUUGGUGUGUGGCUGUGAGAAACACAUUUAUAAUUGGGUUGUGUACAUGGAGAUUUAGCGAUUGGAGCGUAUUUCUCGAGAGAUGCAGCCUGAAGCGUCCGAUACGUCGCUCAAUUUUACUCAAUAUUGUAAGUCACAAGGACCCUCUCGGGCGCUCCGCCGCCACUCCUUAGCCCUCUCCUCCUACUCUGGAACUUUGCCGUAAUGCAUUUUAUACGCAUAUUAUUAUACGUACAUAACAAUUAUAGCAACACGUUUGUACCACUUUAUUCACCGACAUAUUUUUUCUUCCUUUGUUUGUAUUUUUUAUUUGAUGCUUUAAAAAACCGUUUAUUUAGGUUUUAUGAAAGUAAUGUUAUAUUACGUUACUUAUUCCUUUACAUUAUUGUGUACUUUAAAUACUUAUUAUCUUUAAUAGUGUAUUGAUGUUUAAGUAUUGCAUCGACAUUGGGCCUCUUAUUAUUGUAUUUUUUAUUGUUUGAUGCUUACCAGGGACCUUCAGGCUGCAUACAUACAUGUAAUAUUUUAAGAAAUCCUGCAAUCAGUGCAAAACGUCGCCCGAUCGCAAUAAGUAUUAAACAUUGUACAUAAUGUAAAAUACAAGUCAUAAUUCAUAUUAAGUGAAUAUUUUCAGAAAUAUGUAUGUAGUUUGUCACAAGUAAAUUAGCAAGUGUAUGAUAGAUCAAAUCGGAUUUUUAUUUUUAGAUACUUUAGAGAAAAUACUUAAAAAAAUGUUAAAAACUGAGCCAUAAACAAACAAAAAAAAAAACGAAUUUGUGAAUUGGCCUAAUUAAUAUUGUUGUAUGCUCAGUCUGACUAGUAGUUAUCAUAGACUGCUCGGUGACCUCUUUAACAUGCCUACAAGUACUUAUGUCGCGAGGGUGACUGACUGAAAAAUUACAUACAUAAUAUUGCUGGAUCUUUAGGAUUCGCUCUAAGCUAUUAUCUAUCAUAGGAAACAAAAAUGAAAAAAAAUACAAAAUGUCUAUUUUGAUUGAAAUGUAUGUAUGUUAUAAUGGGCUUAAUCUGUAUAUUUUUAUUGUUCCAUAGGCCCAGUAAGGAUAAACUAAGAAAAAUGUAAAAACCCAAUAAAAAUGAAUAAAAUGUGUAAACAUUUCUGAAAUGA